AUGUCUUCCCAUCUGAGGCUUCAAUCCUCCUUCGAACCCGUUGCAGCAAACGCAACCUACCAGACCCAGACAUCGCCCGCCCUCCGUCCAGCCAAGAAGCAGAAGAUGUCCCUCACCCAGACAUACUACGUCGCGUCCACCGCGCGCUCCAAGCUGGGCCGCGAGGCACAACGAGCCGACCACAACCUGCGAUUGCUCGUCGGUCAUGCCAACCUGCUGGACACCUUGAUGGUCGAGCUCGCCGACGCCGAGAGGGAACAAGAGGCCUGGUUCAACCAAUCCGUCAAGAAGGCCUCCAAGCCCGAGGAACCGCGACACAUCCAAUGGAUCGACACCAUUGCGGAGGAGGAAGAGAGUGACGACUCGGACAUGGAAUCGGACGAUGGCUCCGACAUCUACGACGAGGACGAGGACGAGGACAUGUUCAACAUCCCCCUCCGCAACAUCCGACUACCACCCAUCGAGAUCUCUUCGCAAGAGCUCGACGCAGACAUGGACGCCGACGACGAGGACGACGACGAGCACUCCCUCACUCGCGUCGUCUCGCACCACUCCCCGCCCGAACUCACCCUCGACUCCGACUCGGACUCGGAAGACGAAUCGAUGCCUUCCUCCCCCGACCAACCCACUUUCGAGCUCAGCGAGAAGGACCGCCAAUCCAUAGCGACGACCGGCUUCUACGACAUCAAAUCGACACAAGGCAUGGAAGACUACAUCCUCCGACAACCCCAGCAACCUCUCAUCGCGGCUUGCUGA
This is a messenger RNA of Lecanosticta acicola, 756 nucleotides long. NCBI's taxonomy places the organism in Eukaryota, Fungi, Ascomycota, Dothideomycetes, Mycosphaerellales, Mycosphaerellaceae. The record is from the annotation of a GenBank genome assembly.